GCUCCACAGGGUUUACCACCGAAGCAGACAUGCAAAUGACUUGAUAAAAUGUUCCUUGUGUUUUAGGACUCUGAGCCUAACGUGAUUUAUUUUGUAUUUUUUGUAAGCGAUUCCAGAUAAAAAAAAAGAAGAUGAGCCUGUGAUCUAAUGGAAAACAACAGUUCUGAAUUUGUAAUAUGGAAACAAAUCAACCAGGAGACCAUGUGGGGGCCUUCCUGGAGGAGUUCAGGGAGCAGAUCAUUGCUGGGGUGAGAUCACCCGGAGCCAUCAUACAAGCCUGGAUCUCACAGCAGCCGACGACCAUCAAUCAAACUUUGACACCACAGGAACAAAUCAGGGAGCUGUUUCAUGUCGUGGAAAAUGGAACAUCACAAUCCAAAGUUUGCUUCUACCAGAUACUUUCGCAGGAGGAACCCGAGCUAAUAGCUGAUUUAGAGCUAAGACAACAGAACAGCAGGACGACCCAAACAGAACAGAAGUGGACAAUGGAAAACAGCAAGCAAUUAGAAGACGAACACACAAACGUCUACAUAAAAACCAAAAGGGAUACUAUUAAAAGACAAAGAGAAUUGACAUGUCAGGUAAUGGGGGAGAUUGAACAACUUUUGGAAGAGACACAAAGAGGGAGAAAGGAAAUUGACUACCUAAAGACAAAUACAGAGCAGCAACAGGAGGACAUUGCCAGGCUGACAGCUGAAAAACAUGAGCAGGACUUACUGAUAAAAGGACUGAGAUUACAGAUAGAAAAUGUUAUUGAGAAACUCGAGGAGAAUAAAAAUGAAGCCACUCUAGAAAAAAGACAACUUCUAAAAAUGCUGACUGAAAUAUACCAAGAGAGGGAAGCUCUGGAAAAAAGACGCAAGGAGCUCAUGAAUGAGAGACACAAGUUAGAAAUGGUCAAGCAUGAUAAGACAAAAUCACAAGAAAGCAAGGAACCCCAAAAACCCAUGGAGCAGAUAAAGAGAGAGCAGGAGAUAACAGAGAGGCUGAUAGCUGACAGUCUGCAGAGUCUCAUUAAUAAAAGUAAGAAAAUGAUGCUUGAAGCAAAGCAUGAAAAAGAACAAAUGGAGAAAAACAUAGCAGACCUCAAGCAAGAGUUAAAGAGAAAUAAAAAGGAUAUUUCCCAACAUAAAGAUCAAAUUGAGCACUUCAAACUUAUUCUGAAUGUAAGUACCAACACAAUGAAGCAAACAAAAACUCAAAGAGCUGUUGAAAUGCAGAAAGCUGCAGUCCCACAGAUGGAAAGCAGAGAAAGACAGGAAGAAGACGCAGACACAUUUGACACUGUGAAGAUAAAACUCUGCAGAAUCCAGGAAGAGAUGGAGAAACUUUGGGAUGUGCUGGAAGAUAGUGAACAAGUAGAAGUAACUGUGGGAGAGGAGCUAAAGACAGAGAGUGGUCGAAUUGAAGAUGUUACAUCUGACUCCAAAAAGCAAAGACAAGACAAGCAUGAAAGCAUGAAGACAACACAGUGGGAACCAGAGAUAAAGGCUGAUCUGCAGAGGCAAAAACAAGACAUAGAGAACAAGUUGGCACAAAUCCAAUCUGAAAGAGAUGAAAUACAAAAAACCAAGGCUGAAAUACAAAUAGAGAAAGAAAACAUAGAAAGAGACAGGCAGUUAGCUAAAGCUGAAAUGAAUGCAAUGAAGUGUGUGAGGGAAAAUAUCGAAAAGCAAAAACAGGAGCUGGAUGACAAGUUACAAAAGACAAAGAAAGAGAUAAGAGAGAUGGAAGUGAUGAGCUCUGAGAUUGAAAUAAAGAAAAAGGACCUAGCAAAAAUGAUUAGAAUGAGCAAGAGAAAAAGGGGAGAGAUCAGCAAGAUGGAGGAGGAGUGUGGACACGCUAAAAAAGACACAGAGAAAAAACAAGAUAAGACUGAGGGGCAGGGGAUGGAGUUGAAUGUGGAGAACAGAUCUGAAAAUCAGUUUGAGGAAGACAACAUGGACACAAGCUCAAAGAAUGAAGUGAACACUGGCAUGAAGAGAGUUAUCCUCGACAUAGAAGAGAUCAGAAAGAUGCUGCACAGGGUGAGAGAAGAUACAGAGCAAAGCAGGAGGGACUGUACACAGGAAAAGAGCGAAAUCCAAUGGAUGAAUUUUCAAGUAAAAAAAAAGAGACGAGAGCUUGACCAACAGCUGGAGAAGACCAUGAAUGAGAGGGAUGAGUUAGAAAUCAUGAAGGUAAAGAUACAGCAACACAGGAAGGAGGUUGAACAAAAACUGGAAGAUACAAUAACUACAAUUCUGACUUUUGGGGAAAUAAAAGCUUGCAUAGAAACAGCUGCUGCAGAGAUGAACAACACCAGGGAGGAGAUAGUCAAAGCACAAAGGUCGAUGGAUCAGAACAAGGAAGAGGUCAAAAACUACAUGGAUAAGAUGACUUCCAUGAAAGCUCAGCUCAGCAAAUGGACACUGACAGACUCUCCAAUCAAAAAGACUUUUCCAAGGAAAACAUCUAAACUUCAGGAACCACAGAAAGAAACAGAUGAUCCUAUCAAAGAUCAAACAUUUAAAAUUCCAAUAAACAAAGAAGGAGAAGGAGAGGAAAUUACAAAAGAGACCAUGUCUUUGCAGCAAUCUUUAACACCAGAAGACCAGCAUCAAAGAGAAGAAAUAAAAGAACAGGAGAGUACUGAGUCAGAGUACAAACAAACACAAGAGCUCAAUUUUUUUGCCGUGGACGUGAAGAAAGAGCAGAAUGUUUUCUUACAGACGCAGACAGAAAUUCAUGAAGAAACAUUAAUGGAUGAUGAUCAAACAGAAUUACUGAUAAAUGUAAGAGAAAUGGAAGAAGUGCAAAAGCAGAUGUCCAAACUCAAAGACAGAGAGGAGCAAAUGAGGGAGCAAAUAAGCAUUGCUAUGGGGAACAUGGAGGGAAACAAUCAAGAGAUUAAAAAGCUCAUUAUGGAAAUAAAUGAGCUGCAGAGCCAAAAACCAGAUUAUGAAAAUGGGUUACAAAUUGCAGUCAGAGAAAGCACAGAUGUUUUCAAACAUGAAAUAGUUAAAUAUGAAGUGAGAGUGCGAAAACAGGAGAGUGGCAAUUGGGUGAAACAAGAAGUUAUUGAUGAUGUUCAGAAGCAAAAACAAAAUCAGGAGUCAAGAGAAAAUAUGCGGACACAUACUGAAGAGACAGAUGGACGUUCUGAUAAAAAGGACACAAGAAGUGCUGAUGUACAACAACUUAGGGCAGAGAUUCAUAGAACACGAGAAAUCAUGAAACUAGUAAAACUAGAACUUGAAUAUCAAGCUGAAGAAAGUAAUAUAGACAAAGAGCAUAAGGAUGAAGGCAGUGAACACGAAGGAUUGCUCCAAGACAUGAAACAAUUCCAAGAGCUUUUAAAACUGGUACAAAUUACAAUGAGGCAAAAGCAAAUGCAUCUGAAUGAAGAAAUGAGCAACAUGAAAUCAAUGAAAACUGCAGCAAAAAAACAGAACAGACAGCUGGAUCAGAGGUUAGAGAGAACCUUGAGAGAGAGAGAUGAAUUUGAUAUUUUAAAAAUAAAAAUGCAGAGACAAAUUGAAGUGACUGAGCAGAAGUUGGAGAAAAUGGGCAAAGUUAAAAGCACCAUGGAGAAAAUUGCUGAGAAGACAAGACAGAAAAGUGAAGACGUAGAGAUUAUUAUAAAAGAAACCGAAGUCAAACUGAGACAGUUGGAAGACCUGAGCAAUAAGAUUGAGGCCACAAAACAAGAACUGGAGAACAGCUGUCCUUUAAUAUCCCAGAAAAGAGCUGAAAUUGAAAAAAUCAAGACUGAAAUCAAGCAGAAAAAAGACAGAGAAUCUGCCUUAGAAAGUCUUGAGAGUGUAAAGGGAGACAUAAAGAAACAUGACAGAGCUGAAACAGAUGUGGAAAGGGACAAAAUCCAGAGAAGAAUGGGUAAAGAAUUGGAAGAAAUGGAAAAUGAAAUCUCCAGACUCAGAUCAGAAAAGGAGAAACUGGAAAGGGAUAGAAAACUGACAAUGGAUAAUUUGGCUCAGAGAAAGAGUGAAAUUAAACAGCUGAAAAAAGCCGUAAGUGACCAAGUGAAACAAAAGACAGAGAGACAAGAGAUUGAGAUGCUGAAACAACAGAUUCAAGUAGAGAGUGAGAAUGUGAGAAUGGAAAAACAACAAGCUGAGGCAGAAAUGCAUCAGAUGAAACACUUAAGGGAGAGUAUGGAAAGACAAAAACAUGAGCUUGAUGACAAAGUGCAAGCAACCAAAAGAGAAAUAAGAGAAAUGGAGCUGCUGAAGUCAGAGCUAGAAAUAAAGAAAAAGGAAAGUGAAAAAAUAUUUAGAAAAAACAUGCGAAAAAUUGAGAGUGAAAGAAAGUGGAAUAACAUACAAAGAGAAAAGGAGAAAUUAAGGAAAGAGACCAAAAAGAGCACAAGAGAAGUAGACCAAAGACCUGAAGAAAUUGUGACAGAGAGGGGAGAGUCAGAAAUGUUGGAGAUAAAACUGCAACAGCAGGAGGAGGAGCUGGCUGAAGAGAAGCAGAGAAAUAAAGACCAGACUACUUUUAUCCAAGUACACAGGAAAAAUGAAAAACAACGUCUGGAAACACAAGCAGUCAGAACCAUCAGCAAGGAAGCUGAAAAGAUGCAUCAAAGCUCAAAAGCCACAGAUUUCAGUUUUGACCUUCAGAAUUUGAGACAAAAGAUUCAUGUAAAUUUGGAAAUAAUUAAGAGGGAAAUGGGAAUCCUUGAAAAUGUAAAUGUUCGUUUAGGGAAACAAAAAGAAGGACUCAAAGCAUUAAAAGCUGAGAGUAGGACUGUGAGAGACAACAUGAGUCAAAUAAAAUAUCAGAUAAAGAUGACCUUUGACAAAAUGACAAUACAAGCAAAAGCAGAGAUGGAUGAAAUGGUCCACAUGUGGGAUGAUAUCCAGACAAAAGAACAGGGGAUUGAAAUCAGAUUAGAAGAAGUUAAAAAAGAAAGAAGAGAAAUGGAAGUGUUGAAGUCCGAGUUGGAGAUCAAAAUAAGAGAAAAUCAUAAGAUGAUCCGAAAAGGCAUUAAAAAACAGCAGGAUGCUAAAAACAUAUGGACUGAGAUCAAAGGAGAAAAAGAUGCCCUCAAGAGGGAGACACAGAAGAGGAAGAAAGAGCUUGACAAGCGACUGGAGAGGAUCAUCAGAGAGAGGGAUGAACUGGAGAUCGUGAAACUGAAGAUGCAAAGAGAAAAGGAGUUGAGCGAUGGUACAAAAGAUCAAAAACGAAGUAAGACAAGAUGGUCCAAUGUGGUCAUUGAAAAGCACGAUGUGAAAGAGCAGUGGCAGCUAAACAUUGUUGAAGAACAUGAAGUUCUUGAAAAACUGAAGGCAGAGCUGAAGCAAGACAGAGAGGAUCUGGACAGAGAGCGUGAGAAGAUGAACAAAGAGAAACUGGACUUGGAGCUGAUGAGAUCUGACAUCCUGAAACAAAGUGACACAUUAAGACAAGCAAUACAAGAUAUGAAAGAGCAAAGAGACAAAUUGGAAAUCACACAGUCUGAGCUACAAAAGAAGAAAGAACAUGCAGACAGUCAGUUUGAUGAGAUGAACAGAGAGAAAAGCAACAUCAAAGAUCUGACCCUUCAGCUUCAGACAGAAAGAGACAAACUUGAGAAUGUCAUGAACAUGAUUAUCUUAAAACAAGAAGAUCAAGAACUCAAGGACAACGAACUCAAAAGACAAACACAAGAACUGGAAACUGUUAAGAACAGUGUGCUGGCAGAAACAGAGGAACUGGAACUUCUGAGAAAAGAUCUCAACAAGAAGAAAGAAGAGGUUGAAGCUGCCAUGAAUACUAUCAGUGCAGAGAGAGAAAUAGUCAAUCAGAUGAAGAGUAGUGCUGACAUGGACAGACAAAUGCUUGAGGAUGAAAAGAACAAAAUGGAAGGAGAAAGGUCUGAUCUUAAAAUAAGAGAGGAUCAACUCUUGGAUAAAAUGAAAUCAAUGGAAACCCUGAGAGAAAAACUUCAACAGCUGAAAGAAAGGAUGAGUGAAGACAUGAAACACAAACUCAUUAGACUGGAACAAAACAAUGAAGAAGUAUUGAAACUGGUCAGUGUUUUGGAGCAAAAGCAUGAAGCUCUGGAUAAACAGAAAGAAAAUAUGUCAUCUUACACUGAGAUAUUACAGAGAGAAAGAGAAGGGUUGAGGAGUACCUUGUCAGAACUUGCCAUUCAGAGACAAGAGAUUGAAAAUCGACUGAAACAAGACGCUUUGUUGGAAACAACACAUCUUGUCGAACUGAAGGCAGAGCUGAAGCAAGACAGAGAGGAUCAAGAAGGAGAGCGUGAGAUGAAGAAGAAAGAGAAACUGGACUUGGAGCUGAUGAGGUCUGACAUCCUGAAACAAAGUGACACAUUAAAACAAGCAAUACAAGAUAUGAAAGAGCAAAGAGACAAAUUGGAAAUUACACAGUCUGAGCUACAAAAGAAGAAAGAACAUGCAGACAGUCAGUUUGAUGAGAUGAACAGAGAGAAAGGCAACAUCAAAGAUCUGACCCUUCAGCUUCAGACUGAAAGAGACAAAUUUGAGAAUGUCAUGAACAUGAUUAUCUUAAAACAAGAAGAACAAGAACUCAAGGAUGAUGAACUUAAGAGACAAACACAAGAACUGGAAACCAGUAGAAACAAUUUAUUGGCAGAAAAAGAAGAAUUUGAACUUUUGCAAAAGGAUCUCAACAAGAAGAAAGAAGAGGUUGAAGCUGCCCUUACCACCAUCGGUGAAGAGAGAGAACAAGUCACUAAAAUGAAGACUGCAUUUUACAGGGAGAGGGCAAUGCUUUCAAAUGACGAGGAAAGGAUGAAAGAACUGUCUGAGCUGAACAUGAAAGCCGAUCAGUUAAAUAGUACACUGAAAUCCAUGGAAACUCUGAGAGCAAAACUCAAAGAUUUCACUGAAACAACACAAGAAGGUCUAAAAACCAAAAUGGACAGAUUAGCACAACACACUGAAGAUUUGCAAAAACUUUGCAUGAUGUUGGAGCAAAAACAAACAGAAUUUGAAGCAGACCAAAACAAGCUGCCUGAUUUCACUCAAGAGUUAAAAAGAGAAAAGGAAGCUCUUAUAACUAUGUUAUCAGACGUGCUCCAAAGCAGAUAUGAAGCAGAAGAUCAGAUGAAGACAAAGCCUAUUUUGGAAAGGCAAGAUGGUGAAGAACUUAAGGCUGAGAUGAUCAAAGGGAAAGACGAUCAGAAAAGUGUCCAUGACGUUAUUACCGAACAGAAGCAGAACAUAAAGAAGCAAACGAACCUGUUAGAACGAAUCAUACAAGAAAUAGAAAAGAGAAAAGAUGAGCUUCAGAUCACAAUGACUCCGCUGAAAGGUGAGAAAGAACACAUCAGCAGCUUCCUUGAAGAGAUAGAUAAAGAAAAAAGCAACAUAAGAGAGAUGGUGCUUCAGGUUCAGACAGACAAGACCAAAGUUCAGAACAUGAUGAAAAUUAUUGUUUUGAAACAAAGAGAGCUAGAUCUAAAAGACGCUGACAUCGAGGAACAAAUGCAAGAAUUGCUAAACAGCAGGAACAUCGUACUAGCAGAAAAAGAAGAACUGGAACUUUUGAGAAAGGAUCUCAACAAGAAGAAAGACAAGGUUGAAGCUGCCAUGAACACUAUCAGUGGAGAGAGAGAACAAGUAGUGAAGAGUAGUGUUGACAUGGACAGAGAAAUGCUUGAGGAUGAAAAGAACAAAAUGGAAGGAGAAAGGUCUGAUCUUAAAAUAAGAGAAGAUCAACUCUUGGAUAAAAUGAAAUCAAUGGAAACCCUGAGAGAAAAACUUCAACAGCUGAAAGAAAGGAUGAGUGAAGACAUGAAACACAAACUCAUCAGACUGGAACAAAACAAUGAAGAAGUAUUGAAACUGGUCAGUGUUUUGGAGCAAAAGCAUGAAGCUCUGGAUAAACAGAAAGAAAAUAUGUCAUCUUACACUGAGAUAUUACAGAGAGAAAGAGAAGGGUUGAGGAGUACCUUGUCAGAACUUGCCAUUCAGAGACAAGAGAUUGAAAAUCGACUGAAACAAGAUGCUUUGUUGGAGACGACACAUCUUGUCGAACUUAAAGCAGAGCUGAAGCAAGACAGAGAGGAUCUGGACAGAGAGCGUGAGAAGAUGGACAAAGAGAAACUGGACUUGGAGCUGAUGAGGUCUGACAUCCUGAAACAAAGUGACACAUUAAAACAAGCAAUAAAACAUAUGAAAGAGCAAAGAGACAAAUUGGAAAUCACACAGUCUGAGCUACAAAAGAAGAAAGAACAUGCAGACAGUCAGUUUGAUGAGAUGAACAGAGAGAAAAGCAACAUCAAAGAUCUGACCCUUCAGCUUCAGACGGAAAGAGACAAACUUGAGAAUGUCAUGAACAUGAUUAUCUUAAAACAAGAAGAUCAAAAACUCAAGGACAACGAACUCAAAAGACAAACACAAGAACUGGAAACUGUUAAGAACAGUGUGCUGGCAGAAAGAGAUGAACUGGAACUUCUGAGAAAAGAUCUCAACAAGAAGAAAGAAGAGGUUGAAGCUGCCAUGAACACUAUCAGUGCAGAGAGAGAAAUAGUCAAUCAGAUGAAGAGUAGUGCUAACCAGGAAAGACCACCGCUUGAGAUUGAAAAGGAAGGAGAAAGGUCUGCGCUGAAAAUAAGAGAAGAUGAACUCUUGGAUAAAAUGAAAUCAAUGGAAAGUCUGAGAGAAAAACUUCAACAGCUCAAUGAAAGGAUGAGUGAAGACAUGAAACACAAACUCAUCAGACUGGAACAAAACAAUGAAGAAGUAUUGAAACUGGUCAGUGUUUUGGAGCAAAAGCACGAAGCUCUGAAUAAACAGAAAGAAAAUAUGUCAUCUUACACUGAGAUAUUACAGAGAGAAAGAGAAGGGUUGAGGAGUACCUUGUCAGAACUUGCCAUUCAGAGACAAGAGAUUGAAAAUCGACUGAAACAAGACGCUUUGUUGGAGACGACACAUCUUGUCGAACUGAAGGCAGAGCUGAAGCAAGACAGAGAGGAUCUGGACAGAGAGCGUGAGAAGAUGGACAAAGAGAAACUGGACUUGGAGCUGAUGAGGUCUGACAUCCUGAAACAAAGUGACACAUUAAAACAAGCAAUACAAGAUAUAAAAGAGCAAAGAGACAAAUUGGAAAUCACCCAGUCUGAGCUGCAAAAGAAGAAAGAACAUGCAGACAGUCAGUUUGAUGAGAUGAACAGAGAAAAAGGCAACAUCAAAGAUCUGACCCUUCAGCUUCAGACUGAAAGAGACAAAUUUGAGAAUGUCAUGAACAUGAUUAUCUUAAAACAAGAAGAUCAAGAACUCAAGGACAACGAGCUCAAAAGACAAACACAAGAACUGGAAACUGUGAAGAACAGUGUGCUGGCAGAAACAGAGGAACUGGAACUUCUGAGAAAAGAUGUCAACAAGAAGAAAGAAGAGGUUGAAGCUGCCAUGAAUACUAUCAGUGCAGAGAGAGAAAUAGUCAGUCAGAUGAAGAGAAGUGUGGACAUGGAAAGACAAAUGCUUGAGGAUGAAAAGAACAAAAUGGAAGGAGAAAGGUCUGAUCUUAAAAUAAGAGAAGAUCAACUCUUGGAUAAAAUGAAGUCAAUCAAAACUCUGAGAGAAAAACUUCAACAGCUGAAAGAAAGGAUGAGUGAAGACAUGAAACACAAACUCAUCAGACUGGAACAAAACAAUGAAGAAGUAUUGAAACUGGUCAGUGUUUUGGAGCAAAAGCAUGAAGCUCUGGAUAAACAGAAAGAAAAUAUGUCAUCUUACACUGAGAUAUUACAGAGAGAAAGAGAAGGGUUGAGGAGUACCUUGUCAGAACUUGCCAUUCAGAGACAAGAGAUUGAAAAUCGACUGAAAGAAGAUGCUUUGUUGGAGACGACACAUCUUGUCGAACUUAAAGCAGAGCUGAAGCAAGACAGAGAGGAUCUGGACAGAGAGCGUGAGAAGAUGGACAAAGAGAAACUGGACUUGGAGCUGAUGAGGUCUGACAUCCUGAAACAAAGUGACACAUUAAAACAAGCAAUAAAACAUAUGAAAGAGCAAAGAGACAAAUUGGAAAUCACACAGUCUGAGCUACAAAAGAAGAAAGAACAUGCAGACAGUCAGUUUGAUGAGAUGAACAGAGAAAAAGGCAACAUCAAAGAUCUGACCCUUCAGCUUCAGACUGAAAGAGACAAACUUGAGAAUGUCAUGAACAUGAUUAUCUUAAAACAAGAAGAUCAAGAACUCAAGGACAACGAGCUCAAAAGACAAACACAAGAACUGGAAACUGUGAAGAACAGUGUGCUGGCAGAAAGAGAUGAACUGGAACUUCUGAGAAAAGAUGUCAACAAGAAGAAAGAAGAGGUUGAAGCUGCCAUGAACACUAUCAGUGCAGAGAGAGAAAUAGUCAAUCAGAUGAAGAGUAGUGCUGACAUGGACAGACAAAUGCUUGAGGAUGAAAAGAACAAAAUGGAAGGAGAAAGGUCUGAUCUUAAAAUAAGAGAGGAUCAACUCUUGGAUAAAAUGAAGUCAAUCAAAACUCUGAGAGAAAAACUUCAACAGCUGAAAGAAAGGAUGAGUGAAGACAUGAAACACAAACUCAUCAGACUGGAACAAAACAAUGAAGAAGUAUUGAAACUGGUCAGUGUUUUGGAGCAAAAGCACGAAGCUCUGGAUAAACAGAAAGAAAAUAUGUCAUCUUACACUGAGAUAUUACAGAGAGAAAGAGAAGGGUUGAGGAGUACCUUGUCAGAACUUGCUAUUCAGAGACAAGAGAUUGAACAUAGACUGACACAAGACGCUUUGUUGGAGAUGACACAUCUUGUUGAACUUAAAGCAGAGCUGAAGCAAGACAGAGAGGAUCUGGACAGAGAGCGUGAGAAGAUGAACAAAGAGAAACUGGACUUGGAGCUGAUGAGGUCUGACAUCCUGAAACAAAGUGACACAUUAAAACAAGCAAUACAACAUAUGAAAGAGCAAAGAGACAAAUUGGAAAUCACCCAGUCUGAGCUGCAAAAGAAGAAAGAACAUGCAGACAGUCAGUUUGAUGAGAUAAAUAAAGAGAAAGGCAACAUCAAAGAUUUGACCCUUCAGCUUCAGACUGAAAGAGACAAACUUGAGAAUGUCAUGAACAUGAUUAUCUUAAAACAAGAAGAACAAGAACUCAAGGACAACGAGCUCAAAAGACAAACACAAGAACUGGAAACUGUUAAGAACAGUGUGCUGGCAGAAAGAGAGGAACUGGAACUUCUGAGAAAAGAUGUCAACAAGAAGAAAGAAGAGGUUGAAGCUGCCAUGAACACUAUCAGUGCAGAGAGAGAAAUAGUCAGUCAGAUGAAGAGUAGUGCUGACAUGGACAGACAAAUGUUUGAGGAUGAAAAGAACAAAAUGGAAGGAGAAAGGUCUGAUCUUAAAAUAAGAGAGGAUCAACUCUUGGAUAAAAUGAAAUCAAUCAAAACUCUGAGAGAAAAACUUCAACAGCUGAAAGAAAGGAUGAGUGAAGACAUGAAACACAAACUCAUCAGACUGGAACAAAACAAUGAAGAAGUAUUGAAACUGGUCAGUGUUGUGGAGCAAAAGCACGAAGCUCUGGAUAAACAGAAAGAAAAUAUGUCAUCUUACACUGAGAUAUUACAGAGAGAAAGAGAAGGGUUGAGGAGUACCUUGUCAGAACUUGCCAUUCAGAGACAAGAGAUUGAAAAUCGACUGAAACAAGAUGCUUUGUUGGAGACGACACAUCUUGUCGAACUUAAAGCAGAGCUGAAGCAAGACAGAGAGGAUCUGGACAGAGAGCGUGAGAAGAUGGACAAAGAGAAACUGGACUUGGAGCUGAUGAGGUCUGACAUCCUGAAACAAAGUGACACAUUAAAACAAGCAAUAAAACAUAUGAAAGAGCAAAGAGACAAAUUGGAAAUCACCCAGUCUGAGCUACAAAAGAAGAAAGAACAUGCAGACAGUCAGUUUGAUGAGAUAAAUAAAGAGAAAGGCAACAUCAAAGAUUUGACCCUUCAGCUUCAAACUGAAAGAGACAAAUUUGAGAAUGUCAUGAACAUGAUUAUCUUAAAACAAGAAGAUCAAGAACUCAAGGACAACGAGCUCAAAAGACAAACACAAGAACUGGAAACUGUUAAGAACAGUGUGCUGGCAGAAAGAGAGGAACUGGAACUUCUGAGAAAAGAUCUCAACAAGAAGAAAGAAGAGGUUGAAGCUGCCAUGAAUACUAUCAGUGCAGAGAGAGAAAUAGUCAGUCAGAUGAAGAGUAGCGCUGACAUGGAAAGACAAAUGCUUGAGGAUGAAAAGAACAAAAUGGAAGGAGAAAGGUCUGAUCUUAAAAUAAGAGAGGAUCAACUCUUGGAUAAAAUGAAGUCAAUCAAAACUCUGAGAGAAAAACUUCAACAGCUGAAAGAAAGGAUGAGUGAAGACAUGAAACACAAACUCAUCAGACUGGAACAAAACAAUGAAGAAGUACUGAAACUGGUCAGUGUUUUGGAGCAAAAGCAUGAAGCUCUGGAUAAACAGAAAGAAAAUAUGUCAUCUUACACUGAGAUAUUACAGAGAGAAAGAGAAGGGUUGAGGAGUACCUUGUCAGAACUUGCCAUUCAGAGACAAGAGAUUGAAAAUCGACUGAAAGAAGAUGCUUUGUUGGAGGCGACACAUCUUGUCGAACUUAAAGCAGAGCUGAAGCAAGACAGAGAGGAUCUGGACAGAGAGCGUGAGAAGAUGGACAAAGAGAAACUGGACUUGGAGCUGAUGAGGUCUGACAUCCUGAAACAAAGUGACACAUUAAAACAAGCAAUAAAACAUAUGAAAGAGCAAAGAGACAAAUUGGAAAUCACACAGUCUGAGCUACAAAAGAAGAAAGAACAUGCAGACAGUCAGUUUGAUGAGAUAAAUAGAGAGAAAAGCAACAUCAAAGAUCUGACCCUUCAGCUUCAGACUGAAAGAGACAAACUUGAGAAUGUCAUGAACAUGAUUAUCUUAAAACAAGAAGAACAAGAACUCAAGGACAACGAGCUCAAAAGACAAACACAAGAACUGGAAACUGUUAAGAACAGUGUGCUGGCAGAAACAGAGGAACUGGAACUUCUGAGAAAAGAUCUCAACAAGAAGAAAGAAGAGGUUGAAGCUGCCAUGAACACUAUCAGUGCAGAGAGAGAAAUAGUCAAUCAGAUGAAGAGAAGUGUGGACAUGGAAAGACAAAUGCUUGAGGAUGAAAAGAACAAAAUGGAAGGAGAAAGGUCUGAUCUUAAAAUAAGAGAGGAUCAACUCUUGGAUAAAAUGAAAUCAAUGGAAACCCUGAGAGAAAAACUUCAACAGCUGAAAGAAAGGAUGAGUGAAGACAUGAAACACAAACUCAUUAGACUGGAACAAAACAAUGAAGAAGUACUGAAACUGGUCAGUGUUUUGGAGCAAAAGCAUGAAGCUCUGGAUAAACAGAAAGAAAAUAUGUCAUCUUACACUGAGAUAUUACAGAGAGAAAGAGAAGGGUUGAGGAGUACCUUGUCAGAACUUGCUAUUCAGAGACAAAAGAUUGAACAUAGACUGACACAAGACGCUUUGUUGGAGAUGACACAUCUUGUUGAACUUAAAGCAGAGCUGAAGCAAGACAGAGAGGAUCUGGACAGAGAGCGUGAGAAGAUGAACAAAGAGAAGCGUAACUUGGAGCUGAUGAGGUCUGACAUCCUGAAACAAAGUGACACAUUAAAACAAGCAAUAAAACAUAUGAAAGAGCAAAGAGACAAAUUGGAAAUCACACAGUCUGAGCUACAAAAGAAGAAAGAACAUGCAGACAGUCAGUUUGAUGAGAUAAAUAGAGAGAAAAGCAACAUCAAAGAUCUGACCCUUCAGCUUCAGACUGAAAGAGACAAACUUGAGAAUGUCAUGAACAUGAUUAUCUUAAAACAAGAAGAACAAGAACUCAAGGAUGAUGAACUUAAGAGACAAACACAAGAACUGGAAACCAGUAGAAACAAUUUAUUGGCAGAAAAAGAAGAAUUUGAACUUUUGCAAAAGGAUCUCAACAAGAAGAAAGAAGAGGUUGAAGCUGCCCUUACCACCAUCGGUGAAGAGAGAGAACAAGUCACUAAAAUGAAGACUGCAUUUUACAGGGAGAGGGCAAUGCUUUCAAAUGACGAGGAAAGGAUGAAAGAACUGUCUGAGUUGAACAUGAAAGCUGAACAGUUAAAUGGUAAAAUGAAAUCCAUGGAAACUCUGAGAGCAAAACUCGAGCGUUUCACUGAAACAACACAAGAAGUUCUAAAAACCAAAAUGGACAGAUUAGCACAACACACUGAAGAUGUGCAAAAACUUUGCAUGAUGUUGGAGCAAAAACAAACAGAAUUUGAAGCAGACCAAAACAAGCUGCCUGAUUUCAUUCAAGAGUUAAAAAGAGAAAAGCAAGGUCUUAUUACUAUGGCAUCAGACAUGCUCCAAAGCAGAUAUGAAACAGAAGAUGAAGGGACGACAAAGCCUGUUUUAGAAAUACAAGAUGGUGGAGAACUUAAGACAGAGAUGAUCCCAGAGAGAGAGGAUCAGAAAAGUGUCCAUGACAUUUCUAGCAAAGAAAAACUGGACAUGAUGAAGUAUAUGAACCUACUAGAACGAAACAGACAAGAAAUAGAAAAGAGAAAAGAUGAGCUUCAGAUCACAAUGACUCAGCUAAAAGAUGAGAAAGAACACAUCAGCAGCUUCCUUGAAGAGAUAAACAGAGAAAAGGGCAACAUAAGUGAGAUGGAGCAUCAGGUUCAGACAGAGAAGGACAAAGUUCAGAAGAUGAUGAAUAUGAUUGUUUUGAAAGAAAAAGAACUUUAUCUAAAAGAAGCCGACAUCAAGGAGCAAGUACAAGAACUGCAAAACAGCAGAAACAUUGUACUUGCAGAAAGAGAUGAACUAGAACUUUUGAGAAAGGAUCUCAACAAGAAGAAAGAAGAGGUUGAAGCUGCCAUGAACACCAUCAGUGAGGAGAGAGAAAAAGUAAAUCAGAUGAAGAGUAGCGCUAACCAGGAAAGACCACCGCUUGAGAUUGAAAAGGAAGGAGAAAGGUCUGCGCUGAAAAUAAGAGAAGAUGAACUCUUGGAUAAAAUGAAAUCAAUGGAAAGUCUGAGAGAAAAACUUCAACAGCUGAAAGAAAGGAUGAGUGAAGACAUGAAACACAAACUCAUCAGACUGGAACAAAACAAUGAAGAAGUAUUGAAACUGGUCAGUGUUUUGGAGCAAAAGCAUGAAGCUCUGAAUAAACAGAAAGAAAAUAUGUCAUCUUACACUGAGAUAUUACAGAGAGAAAGAGAAGGGUUGAGGAGUACCUUGUCAGAACUUGACAUUCAGAGACAAGAGAUUGAAAAUCGACUGAAACAUGACGCUUUGUUGGAGACGACACAUCUUGUCGAACUGAAGGCAGAACUGAAGCAAGACAGAGAGGAUCUGGACAGAGAGCGUGAGAAGAUGAACAAAGAGAAACUGGACUUGGAGCUGAUGAGGUCUGACAUCCUGAAACAAAGUGACACAUUAAAACAAGCAAUACAAGAUAUAAAACAGCAAAGAGACAAAUUGGAAAUCACACAGUCUGAGCUACAAAAGAAGAAAGAACAUGCAGACAGUCAGUUUGAUGAGAUGAACCAAGAAAAAGAACAACUGUAUCAAAUGAGAACAACGAUUGAAACUGAGAGAGAGAUGUUUUUAAAUGAACUGAAGAGGAUGAAAGGAGAACAGUGUCAGCUGGAAAUAAGAGAGGACCGGCUCACCAGGUUAAUGUACUCCAUGGGAAGUCUGACAGCAAAACUCAAAAAACUGUGUCAAAGGACACAUGAAGACUUAACAAAGAAUAUGAACAGAUUAGGCCAGAAAUAUGAAGAUAUGCUCCAACAGAACUCAAUAUUGGAACAUAAGUGUAUUGAAUUUGUUCAACAGGAAAAUAAGAUGACUCGUUAUUGUGACCUGAUUAAAAAGGAGAAGAAACAUGUGGUGACAAUGACAUGUGACAAGGCAGAGCAAACUGAUAUUUUGAAAGAAUGGGUGGUUGUUCUUCAGUCAGAUGUUGCGAUCCAGACUGAAGAUCAAUGGAAGCCAGAGCGACAUGAACAGGAUCUUGAAAGAAAGGUUAAAUACUUGAAAAGUGAGAGGAAAGGUCUGCUGAUAGAAGCAGAAGAUGAAGAGCUGGAAAAUGAACAGAAACAGAGGCUUGAGUUGGCUUCAGAGCAAGAUGGUUUUACAGAUGAGAAAAUAUCAAAACGAGAUUGUUUGCGAAAGCUGUGGAAGGACACUAAAACAGAACGGAAGGAGAUUGAUCGGAUGAGGCGCGCAAGCCAUGAGAUGAGAAAUAACCUCGAGAAGAGACUCAAGGGGAUCAAACAGUUUGCUAAGAAAACAUGGUUACAGAAAGAAAAGGAACCGUUGGACAGGAAGCUGAAACAAGGACUCAGUAAGGACACAACAUCGCAAUGUGACUGCAAGAAAGAUCAUACAACCCUUGAUGAAAAAUACACAGAGCUCCAACAAAUUAGGUUUCAGAUGCUCAGUGAGAUUGAGAAACUCAGUGUUAAGGAAAAAGUGUCUCGGACAGUGACAACUAGCAACAAAGCUAAUCAAACAUCCCAGGUUGAUAUAACCACAGGGAAUGCAACCGUGCAGGUAACAGAACAAGCCUCUGCCAAAACGAGUCAAGAACAGAUGUGGGUUGAAGAAACAGAAGCAGAUACUGACUUAUCCAGUGGACUCCUCUGUCAGCUACAGCAUUACUGCUAUCGAUGCUGUUGCCAUUGUGAUGCCUGCUGUAAGCAAGUCUGUGAAGGGGACAAAUGAGAGACACAUCUGGGUCACUGUUAUCAUCAAUGUAAAUGUUUCUAGCAUACAGCUGAAAUACAAAACAAGUGUUCGACUGAACCAUUUGUAAUACAAAGAUAGUAACUGAACAUUUUUGUUAUAUUUUUAGUCCAGCAAAUAUUCAUCACAUUGCUGGCAAACGCUUGCUUUGGCAGUCCAGAUAAUUGACAUUUUUAAAAUUAUCAGCCUAAAAUUAGGUUUCCUAAUGGAUAAGAAUUGCUGGAGUGGAAUCAAACUAAUAUAUUGACACUUUUUUAAACCAUCUUAAUAAAAAGUAAUAGGAUAACUAAAUAUGUCAAGGUAUUUGGCAGAUCAGAGUUCAAAAUCUGUGAUGCUUGUGUGUCUUGAAUAAUUCUUUACUGGCUAUUGCACCAUAUUUGUUUGCAUAAUAAUAUAAGAUUUAAUAGUGCACUUGAGCCAUUUUAAGAAUGAAUGCUUCAUUUUUUUUUAGUUUUGCAGCAGAACCACCAUUCUUCAUUUACAGAAAAUCAUACAAAUUUAAGAACCCAUGUUCCCAUGUUGUGUUACAAUUAUUUUAAGAUAUUCAGGCAGAGAGCUCCAAAGCCCUCACAGCAAAAGCCUGUUGACCUGGUAUUUUUGCGCUGUGACCUGCAGGAGAGCAGGUCUCAAAGUCCAGAUCAGCCCAGUUACUGUGCUGCUGUGAUAUUUUGGAAGUAUCUAAUGAUCCUGAGUAGAAAAUAUAUGAUGCUGUUAAGAGAUUUGUAAACACUAUUUGUAAAUGUAAAUAAAGCUUGUGUGAAGUAGAAAAAUA
This is a messenger RNA of Epinephelus fuscoguttatus (brown-marbled grouper), 17517 nucleotides long. RefSeq names its product A-kinase anchor protein 9-like. The record is from RefSeq and is a predicted model, not a curated record. The transcript is spliced from 10 exons. Lineage: Eukaryota; Metazoa; Chordata; Actinopteri; Perciformes; Serranidae. Bases 177 to 16724 code for a protein of 5515 amino acids.